This is a messenger RNA of Spirometra erinaceieuropaei, 2723 nucleotides long. Lineage: Eukaryota; Metazoa; Platyhelminthes; Cestoda; Diphyllobothriidea; Diphyllobothriidae. The record is from the annotation of a GenBank genome assembly.
AUGACCACGCUGUCAACGAAUAUUCCACGCGCGGAUCGGUCUCGUCCGGCAUCCCCGCACCCAACCCCAUCUGCCGCCUCCCCGACCGCUUUCACGACGGCGCCCAUCCUCACUGCUGAUGCUCAGAAUCCCCGUGCUCUGCCGUCAUCGACCACCGCCGUCAACAUCAUCCCCACUACGACCUCCGUGGCGACAACUACCACCUCGCCCACUCUCUCCACCCGUCAAAACGCUCCCGACGGCCCGUCAACCACGACCAUCACCACUAAACCCUCGCCCCCCCCCACUUCCAACGAUAUGAACUCCGCCCCAACCUGUCCGCAUUGUAAUUGCACAUUAAUCUCACACAUUGGUCUGAUCGGUCACUUGCGAGCCCAUCGCACUGCGACCGGCGCACCAACGCCAGGAGCACCCACAUAAACUUGCCGCAUCCGCCUUCACUGUCCACGCUAUUCAUACACGUUCAUACACUGCAUAGGCCUAUUCGGUCGCAUGCAUGCCCACAACGAUAGAAUUCACUGCAGUAUCGACACACCUAACACACCUUGCACGUCCACCAAUCCUCCCACCCUCAACCUAAUCAGUCCCCUAUUGACACGCACGCCCAACUCUGCCAGCAUCACAUCGACAACGACUCAACAUCCCCCAACCCAUUCUGCCCACGCUGUCGCCGCAGGUUCACCCCACGCAUAGGCCUGGCGGGCCUCUUGAAAAUCCACCACACAGAGACUGGCGAGCCAGUGCCUGGAGCACCAACAUACACAACAGACGCCAUCGCCCCAAUUGCCUGCACUGUACGCGCACAUUCAGCCAUCGCAUGGGCCUAUUCGGACGCAUGCGGUCUCGUAAAAACCUGCGGUAAAUCACCGUAAACUUAAUUACAUCACCUCGCACUUCCCCAUUAACAAAUGCAUCACACAUGAACACCUCCGCCUUCCUACAUCACCGGCACCUCUCACGCAGAUGAGAAGUGUGCUCUUCGGCUUCCUUCUCCAUGCGGCUUCUCUGUUGCGUGUGAGACCUGAGCGGUCUAUCCCACUGUGUGUGAAAUCCUGGUAUGAACGUAUGGGGAGUCAGGUCGUUUUUGUGAUACACGCAGACGACCUGUUCUCAGUUCUGCCAAUCACCUCUCUUAAUCUCAGCAUCAGUCGUUUGACCGGCCCGAAAAAUUGGCUGAUGCAUGGAAUAGAGUAGCGUGAGUAAGGUCUACUGUCGGCGCAUAAUUUCUCACAAUAGACACACAUUAGACGGUCAGAUGUGGUCAUUUAGCUGCACCUGAGAUAAACAAACCCCAUCAGCCUGUAAUAAGAGACCGGUAGUAGUAGGAGUUUUUACAGGUGGGACCAGGAAACGCACAGGCGACGAGGUCAAGUAGUUGUGUGCAAAAGAAAGGCCAUUAGGAAUGCGCGGGUGUACUUUGAGUGGUUAAAAAAUAGUUACCCUGUAGCGGGCAGCCAUCAUGACCAGUCUGGCGUCAUUGUUCAAGACUUCUCUCCCUCAAGGUCAUUCACCCCUUUGCAGUGAGCCGCUCCAGACGCGCUGACCCGAAGUCACACGACCGACAGCUCGGGCACACAAUUGCGUCCUCACAGUGUCGCGGCUACCCAUGCGCCACCCCCUGCAACCAGCAAAACAAGCCACUGGGACACCACCCCUCGGCAAAUGCAACAUACACGGACUGGACACCACUUGAGCUUGGCCCACGGGCCUACAAAAGCGGCUGCCACCACUAUCUCAGGGACUCUCAGGCAUGACUGGACGCAGUCAACACCAGCCCUGGUUUCACCAGUGGCCACUGCCGCCUGAGAGGACAACUGCAGGUUCUGUGCUCAAUAAACUCCUCAUUCUGGUGUCUUACGUCUUUCUCCCUACAACGCUAGGAUUUGUCCUGAUUAUUGUGGUGCACAGAAUGCACACAUUUUCACCGCAUAACCACCACAGCCCUAACCCCUAACAGUAUUGCGUCCAUCAGGUGCGGCUACAAAGCCACAUCUUACCCAUUAAACUGUCACGGUGCGCUAAAAGCCGUGGCUUAGAAGGCUGCCAAAUAACGGACUUCGCGGUUAACCCAGUGUGUGUUUGGGUGGUGUGACGAACCCGUGAACUGAAAGCCAGCCUACAGUAGCUCCUUCUUAAUGUGCCUCCUAUGGCACUCCCACUCAUUAAGAUCCGAGAGCCCCCCCCCCCCUCCUUUCCUGUUGUGUAUGAUUCUUAUUGAUUACGUUGAGGACCGGGGGUUGCGAUGGCGCGCCUAGGUGUAGGGUCUUCAUAGUAUCAAAAACGGUCCCCGCGGUAGAUGCGCUGGACCAACACAGGGUCUAGAUGGGAGUCCGGCAGGUGUUAUCGGGAAUGCGCACCCAUAACAAAUGCCAUUUAGGCGGCAAGCCUAUGUGCGGGCUCACUCCUCACCCACUAGGAUCCGAGCCAUCCCCUUUUUCUCUUGUUUACAUUUUGGACCGGGAGAUGUGGUGGUGCGCUUAGGUGCGAGUUCUCGCCGCGCCGGCCGCCUGCGUCCUCUCCCGCCUCCAGUUUCCUUGGCUCUGUCUCGAAACAGGAUCAAGUUGGGGGAGGAGGAGGAGGAGGAGGAGGAGGAGGAGGAGGAGGAGGAGGAGGAGGAGGAGGAGAUUGAGGAGAUGGAGAGUGUAGCCGGUGUUUCGUCAGUCUUAUAUCGCUUUAAAGCAACUCACGUGCAAGCCACCGUCCCUGCUCUCACCCUGCUGUAG